Molecule: messenger RNA, 3770 nt
Organism: Scleropages formosus (Asian bonytongue)
Lineage: Eukaryota; Metazoa; Chordata; Actinopteri; Osteoglossiformes; Osteoglossidae
Product: sorting nexin-18-like
Exons: 2
Coding region: 146-1918 (590 amino acids)
Biological process (GO): endosomal transport; protein transport; plasma membrane tubulation
Cellular component (GO): cytoplasmic vesicle; plasma membrane
Molecular function (GO): protein binding; phosphatidylinositol binding
Source: RefSeq, a predicted model, not a curated record
CACUUGUCUUGACUUGUUGUGUGCGAGUUUUGCCGGGAGCUUCGGCGCUUCGCCCGGACGGGAGCCGCGCGUUCGUCCGCGCUCGCGCCGCCCACCCGCUCACUCACUCACUCACUCACUCACCCACCCCCGCGACCCCGCAACCAUGGCGCUCCGCGCGAGGGCUCUCUACGACUUCAACUCCGAGAACCCGGGCGAGAUCUCGGUGCGCGAGAACGAGAUGGUGACCCUGUACUGCGAGCAGGACAUCGAGGGCUGGUUGGAGGGGGUGAACAGCCGCGGGGAGAGGGGGCUCUUUCCUGCCUCCUACGUGGAGAUCCUGAAGAGCCCGGCGCCGAGCUACGGCGGUGCGCCCGACGGCUACCAGGGUUCGAGGUACGCCAACGUGCCCGGCGCGCCCUACGAGCCCCCGUACAGGUCCCACGUCGCGGAGGGGAGCCUCUCUAGGGCCACCGCUGGCGGCUUCCCCGGCUUCUCGGCUCCCGUGCAGCAGCAGCAUCAGCAUCAGCAGCCGCCGAGUUACCAGCCCAGCCAGGGCAGCGACGACGACUGGGACGACGACUGGGACGACAGCUCCACCGUGGCGGACGACCCCGGCGGCGUGGGGGGCGCUUAUCCGGACUACGACGGGAACGGCCCUGCCGCGGGGAUGAACUACAGCGUGUCCACCUCCUCGAUGCCCCGAGGCGGGAGCGCACCUCAGGCAAAGAGUUCGGCCACGGUGGGCAGGAACCUCAACCGUUUCUCCACCUUCGUGAAAUCGGGCGGCGAGGCCUUCGUCUUGGGCGAAGCGUCCGGUUUCGUGAAGGACGGGGACAAGAUCUGCGUCGUCACGGGCCAGUACGGACCCGAGUGGCAGGAGAACCCGUACCCGUUCGCGUGCUCCAUCGACGACCCGACCAAGCAAACCAAAUUCAAGGGCAUGAAGAGCUACAUGUCGUAUAAACUGACGCCGAGCCACACGCAGAGCCAGGUGCACAGGAGGUACAAGCAUUUCGAUUGGCUCUACGCCCGCCUGGUGGAGAAGUUCCCGGUGAUCUCGGUCCCUCACCUGCCCGAGAAGCAGGCCACCGGCAGGUUUGAGGAGGACUUCAUCUCCAAGCGGAGGAAAGGCCUGAUAUGGUGGAUGAACCACAUGACCAGUCACCCAGUGCUGGCCCGCUGCGACGUCUUUCAGCACUUCCUCACCUGCAGCAGCACGGACGAGAAGGCUUGGAAACAAGGGAAGCGAAAGGCGGAAAAGGAUGAGAUGGUGGGCGCCAACUUCUUCCUCACCAUCAGCACGCCUGCGGCCCCCCUAGACCUGCAGGACGUGGAGAGCAAGAUCGACGGCUUCAAGACCUUCACCAAGAAGAUGGACGACAGCGUGUUGCAGGUCAAUGCCACCCUCAGCGAGUUUGCCCGGAAGCAGAUUGCGGGGUUUAAGAAGGAGUAUCAGAAGGUGGGGCAGUCCUUCAAAAUCCUCAGCCAGGCCUUCGAGCUGGACCAACAGGCCUACUCUGCCGGUUUGAACCAUGCAAUCGCGUACACGGGUGAUGCGUACGAUGCCAUCGGAGAGUAUUUCGCUGACCAGUCAAGGCACGAUGUGGAUCCUAUGCUGGACCUCCUGGCUCUCUACCAGGGUCACCUCGCUAACUAUCCAGACAUAAUUCACGUGCAGAAAGGUGCCCUGACCAAGGUGAAGGAGAGCCAGAAGCAUGCGGAGGAGGGUAAGAUGGAGCGCCCGCAGGCAGACGGUAUCCGUGAGCGCUGCAACAUCAUCUCCUUUGCCACGCUGGCCGAGAUGCAGCACUUCCACCAGAUCCGCGUUCGGGACUUUCGGGCCCAAAUGCAGCAAUACCUACGAGAGCAGAUUGGCUUCUUCCAGAAGAUCACCAGCAAGCUGGAGGACGCCCUGCGGAAGUAUGACAGUGCCUAGGACACCAACCGCUUCGAGUGCGAGCGCAAGCCCACCCUCGCAUCGCAAAACUUGCCUCUUGCCCCCGCAGUUUGAAGACAGGUGGAUAUCAAGUUCACUGCUUUAGCAAUACAGUUAAGAGGCAGAGUGUUCACCUUUAUUAGAUGCACCUGGAUUUCACAUGGUCACUUGUUUUACUUAAGGGUGGCAAAAUAGGUUCAAAUUUUGUUUUAUACCUUACUCUGGAAACGCAUUUCUGGGGUGAUGGAGUUCAUGAUUUGCGAAGGCUGUCUCUGUCACGGUAAAGCUGCCGCAGGCUUAAUUUACCACAGGGGUUCAGCAGCACAGGUGAAAGGGCGAGCGUAUGCUGCGUUAACAUAGUCAGGUGUUGAAUUCAAGUGUAGCUUACAUUGUGAGAGCACAUUGUACCGUUGCUUAUAUUAUCAAAAUAAGUUUUAAUUAGUUGACACUUAUAGGCUUAACCAUGAUAUUAUUAAAGUUUUUAAUGUUUUUGUCUCAAGCCUCCUGAAGAUGCGUGUAUGUCAGAUUGGGGGAUGUAUAUCGGUAUGUUUCGCACCAUUGACUGGCCUUCCAAGACUUCCUUGGAUGCUCCUUUGAUACUGACAUGUUUUCUCCAAAACUGAAAAGAAAUGUUUACAGUUCCCCAGCAGAGCAGCUGUCAUCACGGUCUGUGCCUUUCAAUAAUGCUUAGUCAGUAUCCUUUCUAACUUAAGAGAUAUAUAUUUGUUUCAAAGAUCCUUUUUAUGAUGUUUUAAUUAGAUAGAAAUGGAAAAUGGCAUCACCUUCCUGACUGCAGUAGUUUGUGGGGAAGGGGGUGUGUCUUGUUGGCUUUGAAGCUCCUCCUCCUGAAAGAGCGAAGCCCCUCCCUUCAAGACAGACCAUGUGUCCAUGAAAGUAGGUUAAGAUCCUUCGUAGGGUUAUAUAUCGAUUUCUUCAGAACCCUAUGCGGAAUCAUGAAGGGAAGUGAUAGAACAUGGAAGGGCAUGAAGUAUCAAUAUGGGAAAUGUGAAGAUAUCACCCGUCUCUUCCCGGUAACAAUUGUCAACAAUGAACAGUGACAACAAUCAAGGCGUCAGCUUGCAGGUAAAGAAUUCUCUGACAGCCCGGGACUCUUGGCCGUUUGAAGGCCACGCUGUGGGCCAUUUCUUCAUCAGGCCUCAUGGAAUUGAGCACCUUACUUUUGAACCAGUGGAAAGGGCUGGUUAUUCAGAACAUUCCUUGUUUGUGUUUUAAGACUUGCGCAGUUGGACAUUUAUUCACUGCCCCACGCUGUGCUGCCAUAUAGCGCUGCACAAACAAAACCUCGUCCCUGAGGUGUGGAGACCAGUACAUAAUCAAAGUGAAGAAAACAAGGCUCUGCAAAAAGUUGUCAGCAUUUUUACUGCUGACGUUAUCAGCUGCCUCAUCGGAAGGACUUUUUUUUUUUUUGUAUUGACGUUAGGCAACGUUCCCUAACCUGACAGUUCAGUUAUAAUCGGUUUAAGUUUCACAGUUCUGCUCCGUUAACAGUGGACAGUUUGAAUCAAAAAGUAUCUGCUGUUUGAAUGACUGCAAAAUAAAAAAGUUUGAAUCAUUCCGAUUCACUUGUUGAAUGUUAGCAUGAACCAAAUAUAGAAAUGCCCGAGGAAGUCCAUAUGUCAAAGUGUGACCAAAGACUGGUGUAAAGCCACAAAAUUGGCACCCAGGUGCUUUGUUGUGGCAACUAAUCCAGGUACCUGAUACUGUGUACUAAUUCCUAACCCUACCAUCAACUACUCAUAUGCACCACUAGGUGUUUUUUUUUCUCCAUGUGUCCAACAGUGAGACCUCUUCUGGAACUUACAUUUAUUAAGUUAUGUUUGCAUUUAUGUUG